GGCACUUGAAAGUGGCCACUAAUAUCAUAAUGAUUUUGUAAGCAACCAAGUGUCUCACCCUAAUAAGAAGAGUAGAUGAACACAGUGUGUGCUACAAAGACAGGGCUUUUCUCAGCUUUGGCUGGGCUGUGUCUCAGGGAGCAGCUGCCAACACAACCUCAAUAACUGGCAGCCCAACGUGCUCACAUGAGGCUCUCCUGCCUCCCACUUCUGACUCACUUCUGUCUCUGUGACAAACACUAACACUAUUGGAAAUAACUAUAGACCCACCUGCCAGUGGCAUUGAGAAGGAAUUUCUGCCAGUCUAAUUGAGGAGGAAGUUCUUGGCUUAAUUAUAGGAAAGAAAGUACCUGGUUAUUUUAAGAUCAGUCUAGAAAUUGUCAGCUUGCUGCUAAUUUCUGCUCUCCACAUAAUUUGGAGUGUAAUGCUUCCAUGUUGUGAGGUGCUUCCAUGGUCCUGGAGUUAUCAUCCAUCAUUAAGAUAAAAGUUAAUAGGAUACAGGUGUAGAGGAGAUAAUAAUAACCCCCUUAUCUGUACAGAUAUGCUGCAUAUUCCUGACGUGAGUAUUUUGAAAUGUUCAUUGUCUAAACUCACACCUUGUGUCACUUUAUCACUAGUACCCCUUAUUUCUAGAUACAGCCUCAGCAUGUAAAGUCACCACCUGUAUCACUGCUGCUGUCCUCAAGCUGAGUGGAACAUUUCAGGGAAUAUCUGUCACUGUGAAGUCUGGGUGAAAAAAUGCUUUGGAUUCCAUAAAAGUGCCAUUGUUUGCUGUUCCUGGGGUCUGUGCUUUUGCUGUUGUGUUUCUGCUUAUUUAUUUCCUGACUUUUCAUUUUAUUUUUGUUGCAUACCUGCAUGUUGCUCCGUUAGUGAAGUUUGAAUCGAGAACUUCUGCAUUAAAUGUUCAGAUGUUGCCCACAAAACUUUGUUUUCUAAAUAUGGAGCCAAACAUACUUCAUUUUUCCAAAGACAAAGAUAUAUAGUCCCAGCAAAGCUGAUCCCUCCCCCACCCCCUUUCUUUAUUUUUCAAAUGAGGUAGAGCUCCUGCCACAGAAUUGAAGUUAAUUGAAGGUAAUAAAAAUUGCCUGGAAAAACACAGUUUAAAUUUUGAAGGAUAUCCUGAAGACAAAAAAUCUUACAGUUAAAACAUUAGAAUGGUUUCAGUGUUCCACUGGAAACGUUCCUCUGUUUCAUCUCAACUCUUUUAUAAACCGGAAGAGUUUUUGCUGAUGUUCUACCAAACGCAUAUUUUACUUUUUUUGAGGGAUCUGGAGCAGAUCACUGCUCUGGUUGCUGUCUUGAAGUCCCCUGCACACUGGGAAGUGGUUUUGGCUCUAGUUGGCUGCUUCCCCAGUACCUGCAGAUGGAUGCACAGAGGAAGAUAAUCAGCCCCUGAAUCUGCAGGACUUGGGAAGACCUGGAACAGCAUGGCAGAGUUUGGGUGUGAGGGAGGCACAUCAAAAGAAAAUGCAGGUUCCUUAUUCCAGCCAGGAGAUCUGGUAAAGAUAUUUGUCCUAUGUGAUGUAGGAUUUUUCACCUGGUGGUGUCUCUUUAAUAAUUUUUGUUCAAACAAAAAGGAUUCCUUGAAGUAAGGCAGUUAUUUUUAACCUCUAAAGCCAGAAGAAAACAUUUCUGCUAAAAACCCCAAAACCACUGUACAAUUUAGUAAAGCCUUUGAUAACUGUAAAGCUUUUUAAUUUGUUUUAAUAUUUCCUUUUUUCUUUAAUUUUCCUUUUGCAAUUGGUCUUUAUGCUAAAGAAGAAGAAGAAGAAGAAACCUUGAGAAAAUAGAAGGCAACUGUUUUCUGUUCCUGGUUGCAAAUAAUCCUACAGGCAAUUUUCUCACAUUGCAACUAUUCCUUGAAAGCCCCUGUCCAGUUCUGCCACGUGUUUCAAGUUGGAGUGACCAGAGCAUGUGCGUUAUCUCCUCCCACCUGCUUCACAGUGCCCUCUAGAUCUCCCACCUAAAAUAAACACCAGUGUGGUGCCCCACAGACUCUGGGGACAUUUACUGAACAUAACACCACGUGUCUGUGCCCAGGGGUGUUCACAGCAGGUUUCCUGCAGCCCGGUGCCCUCCAGGAUGUACAUCCCACACACGUCCCAGAGCUACCAAACAGUUGUGGUGUGCACAAGCCUAGUGGACCUACAAGCAAGUCAGUGUAGGACAUCCUAGUCCUGCUAAUGAAGAUGUUAUCUCUGGAAACUUUUUGCAUUGCUCAGCACUGGUGCCAUCCAACUGCCAAAUAGUGGUUAUGCCCCCUGAAAAGUGAUAGAAGCUUUAUAUUCUGAGCCGAAAGCAAAUGAGGGCAACGACCAUGGGCACAUCUGGGGCUGCUCCAAACUGCUGUCAUCAGCGGAGAAGUCGAUGGGCUCAUCAACAAGACAACAAGAGAAGAGACCACAGAGCUACAAUUUUACUGGAGCCCAGGAAAAGGAAUUCCAGGCAUCAGCUGCACUAGGGGUGUUUCUCUUCCAGCACUGGAGGCUGAAUUUAGAGAGGCUCCUGAGUUAUACACCACUCCCAGUAUCAUUCCAAACUUAAAAAAAGAGAUGUUCCAGUCUGGUUUCAGCAAUUGCCCAUGACAGAGAUAAUUUCGAGGCAAAUCAGCCACAUCCUGAACCAAACUGGAUCGAUCUUGCAGGAGCACACUGCCAGCACUUACCGAGUCUAUACCCCUUUUCACUGCUGGCCAUGAGGGUUUCUGGGCUGUGGCUGGACAAAGCUGUGGGGUACCACAAGUGCCACUGAGCUUUUAGGCCUUCAGCUGAUGAUUGCAGAAAUGGUGAGUCUGUGCUUUUUACUUUCCUAGGUCCCCUUUGCAUGAGGGAAUGAAAACUGAGCCUUCCAUAAAAACGUCUUAUUUGAUGCAUAGCUUAUGCUGCAGAAAGUUUUUAAUAGAAUGUUCAUACAUGACAUACUUGGCAAUUAUCUCCUGUUUCUCUAAACUUGUAUAUAUCUUCCUUAUCCAGUCACUUAGUUCAUAAAUCCAGUGAUGUGUUUUUCCCUCUACACCUGCAGUAAGUUAGUUUUCAUAAGGAUGAGAAAGUGCCUCUUGAGACAACACAUUGCUGAGAAGAAUUAGAAGACCAAAGUGUUUGUUCUCCACAUGGAAGUUCUUUAGGACUCAUCAAAAUACCUGCUGUGUUUCCCUGAGAUAUCAUUUAUCACAGGACCAUAUAUCACUGGGCUGCUCUGGGCCACAGAUGUGCUGGCCUGGGUUUGGAGACUUCAUUCUCUUCUGAGCUAUCAAAAAAUCCCUGGAAAGCAAUAGGACAGGAAAAAUCAAGCCACCUCCAACAAACAAGGAUUCACAGUCUUUGGAACUUUUACAAUAUUCAACUCUUCUUUUGUCCUUGUCAUCCUCUUAUUGUGGGAAUUGUGAUCUGACUUCAUUUAGUACAAGAAAAAAAUCAACUUUGUGCCAAACCUUCAUCGUCAUCCACAUGGGGAGAAUGGGAAAAAUGCUGUACCACCUCUCUCAAAAAUCUUGGUAUUGAUAUUGCACAACCUGCAAUAUUUAGCCCUCAGUCUGUUUCUGAGGCAAAACUAAGGGAUUGGAAUAUUCAGUAAUUUUAUUAUGGACACCUGUGACAUUACCCUGAAAACUACAAGUCUCUCCUAAAAUAUAUAUUUAUAAAACAUGGAAGGGGGGUUUGGGGCUUUCCUAACAAUCAGUUGCUCUAGACCCUGUUUGGGGGUAUAUUUACUUACCUUUAGCACAGUUUCCCACUCUGUUGCUGUGCUUCCCCAAACCAAGGCUCUGUAGCAGUUCCAUUGAACGAAACUUUGUUUUGUACCAAAACAUUUGGUUGCAAGUGGGAAAGUCUUGACCAGCUUGUGAUCCCAGCAAAAUAUUUUCCUCCUGCUUUUGUGGGGGUAUAUUUCUCUCAUUCCAUUUUUGAAGAACUCCAAGUUUUAAAGUUGUCACUUGCUGUUAUUGAAAACUUCUGACAGCGCACUCAAAAUACUGUGUACACUGGGAAAAAGUAACUCCAGUAAGUAAAGUGGUAGUAACUCAGUAGUGUAGUCAUUAGUAAUCUAGUUAGAAGUCAUUAGAAAUCUAAUUUUUCAGCAAACCUGAAGAAGGCUUCCAGAGUUAAUGAAUGAUUCAAUCCAUAACAGGAGUGCUGAAAACAUUUCUUUAAGAUACGAGAACCAGGUUUUGGUCAGGAGGAAAAUCUCAUAGAUAUUCUGCAUUUAGUUUUUAAGUGUCGCUGAAACAAGUCUGCAGGGAGUAUGAAACCUCUGGUAACUCUUGGGUGACCCCUCUUAUCAUUUGCAAUUGAAUGCUCCUUUUAUAUAAGACUAAAUAUUUCUGCUUUGGGGUUUUUUUUCAGAAUGUUCCUCAGAGCACAAUUUACUGCUUUAAGUUUCAGAUUUGAAAUAAGCACACUUGAUCAGAGACAGUUUUUUUAGUUGCUUCUUAGCUAGUAUAAAUGAGAAACUUUCACAGCUACAGUGUAAAAAUGAAAAAAAAAAAAAAAAGAAAAACAUUGCCAGAUCUGUGGGUUUCUCCAGCUGCUAAAAUGAGCCUUCACUAGUCAUGUGUCUUCUACUGGAACUAUAAAAGCCUUCUUUAAAAGAGCUCAAAUUUUCUUUGCAAAUGGAACAGCCCAAGGAUCUGUAGCAAUCAUCCUGUUAUUCAUUUGUGGCAAUGCCAAGAGUAAAGGGUUAAAAGUCUGGGGAGACAAUAUUUGGUUAUUUUCUUUAACUCAGUGAUGUAUUUGGUUAUUUUCUUUAACUCAGUGGUGAAUCUGCUUUUAACAUAUGUGGAGAACAAAGCAGUUCAGACAAUUAAACUUCCUAAUCAAAAUGUGUGAAGAGAGGCAGUGCUUUGUGCACUUGAAUGAGGUGCUUGCAGGAAAUCCUUGUCCAGCAGAGCAGCUCUGCAGCUUGCAGUCCAUGCCUUGGAAUGGUCCAAGUAUCUUCCACUCUGAAGAACAGUGUACUCCUCAGUGAGGAGAUGACAGGUUGUUCACUUGCUUUAUUUCUUUAUGUAAAAUUGUUGUUCCUUUUGCCCCAUUAAGGCCCUCCCUCAGGUGUGUGUGAGUGCUGUGGUGUGUCGGGGAGCACGGAUGGAGCACAGUUCUUCCCGCUCCGCGUUCUCCUGACUGGGGCAGGUGCAUUUUGGAAAACACUCCUCAGGAAGUGUGGGGAGAUGGUCCUUGGACAGCCAACUCAGCUGCAGGGUUUGACAGGUCAUCUGCAGCCCUGGUAGGUCCCCGUGGUGCUGAUAUGCAGGACCCAGGGGUGGGUUAUCCCUGCGCUGUGCCCCUGGAUCCAGGAGUUCAGGUAUGGAUUUAAAUCAUUGUUGUGUGCAUUGGGUCUCCCCCUUAUUUCCCCAGAGGGUCAAAGGCAUCAGGCAAUCCCAGUGGGCCCUUUGGUGCAGGCUGCACCCCUUUAGCCGGUGCCUGACUUUACCUGAGGGUGCAGUGGUGCUGAGGGACUAUCAGGAAUGUGGGAAUGCUGCCCUCCCUUCCUGCCCGCGCUCGGCGAUGGAUCCCACAUGAUGAGGAGGAAUUCAGGAUGGAGACAAUCCAGAAUUACUGAAUGCAGGAACUGGAAGCCAGAAUUCCCUUCUCCCAGGUGUGAUCCCAACAUCUGCCCGGGGGGGUGGAGGAUGGAGGCCACCUGCUCAUCUUGUGUGAGUUCAGAAAAUCAGCACUUGCUAAAGACCCAUCGAGUGAGCACAUCAAACCGUGCCAGUGGUAAAAAUGAAAGUGUUUCCAGUUCCUCAUCAGCCUUCCAAUUCCACCUUCUAUUGCCAUUUGUUGCAUUAGAACUUUCUGUAAUCCUUUCCAGGAGUAACAGGCCCGUGUCCUUGCAAGCUGGCAGUUUGCUGUCACUCAGAAAGCCUGGGGUGGCAGUGCUGGUUUCACUGGGGUGAUGGCUGGAGAAAGCACCAGCUGGGAAGGAUCAAGCUUGUAGAUGGUUUGUAAACACGGAGAAACAAGGGCAUUCACCAGCAUGGCUCCCCAGUUGCAACAGUUUUCCAUGGAUGGUCACUUCAGAUUUCUGACUGAUAGAUCCAUCUUUAAAGAAAAAAUUAAAAUCCCAAAGCAAACCAGAAGAAAAUCUAAAUUCACAGGUCUAGAAGAUAAGAAGAUCAAGCAGUUGCCUAAUUUGUGGAUCCAGACUGGACUUUGGUGGGGAUUUGGCACCUAUUUCAUACACAGAGCUGAGAAAAAACUGAGAAGUGAUUACUGCAGUGCAUUCAAAUGCCAUGGGAAGGUGAGCAAUGGAAGGCCAGACACCUCCAGACCAAUGGGCAGUGCUACCAACCAUGGAAGCUUCUGUUUCAGGCAGGAUGAAAUUGGGAACAGCAACAAACACUCAUCCAAACAGCAGCUCAGUGGUGAAAGCAGAAGCCUUGACUCUGGAGACUAUUGAGCUGGUAUCUUAAAGUGAAAUUGCUGAUAAACCACCUUAUUAAUUAGAAAUGUCCUCAUUUCUGCUCUUUGCUGUAUUUUCUUCCUUCACUUUCUUCAUUGCUCAGCAGCAAGCUUGUGUUUUAUGUGCAGAGCACAUGUUAGUCCUGUGUCAGCAGCCUGUAUGUGGUUUAUGUACCACUGAAUUUCACUUAAUUGUGUUGAACUACGGGCGACUUGAAAGCUGCCUCCACUUGUAUCCCCUGUGAGCAUGGGAGGAACAUCACCUCAGGCACUGCUGGGUGGCCUCUUCUGGCUCACAAUUAGUGUUCCACUGUUAUGAAAUGGAUUCUCACACUGUGGCAUUUUUGGCCACAAACUGGUCGGUUGGAAACUCAUGGAUGUUGGAAUUGAAAGUUACCUUCUGCUGUUGUGAUAGAUUUACUUUCUCCCUGGGGAAAAAAAAAAUAAAAAAAAAAUAGGUAAAUCUCAAAGUCAUGUAUACAUUUGUAUUAUAUAUUUAUAUCUAUUUAUAUAUAUAAAUACAUACAGUGGGCAUAGGUACCUCUGAUAAUCCAUCAGAACUCAGUAAAAGAUAAACCAGAUAUAUUUUGAUAUAUUUCUGAAAGUGUCAUAUAAAACACAGACAACGUAUCACAGAAUGAUUGUAGCAUAAAUAGACACAUUCCUUCAGAACAGGAGCAUCCCUACUGGAAAAUCUUCCUGAAGGUUUAAGUCCAGCCUCCUGUCUCCUCAAUGGCCAUGAUUUUUUAGUUCCUACCACCUGUGAAGCUGACAGAUCUGCUUUUAUCUGGCUGCAAUGUUAUCUGGAAAAAAGGAAUCCUCAAUUGCAGCUGAAGGUAAAUUUAUUUCUAGCAUUUGACACAGGUUCAAGAAGUCCAAUGGCAGUGCAAUGUUGAGUACAGUCCAACACUUUCUCUUACAGUUGUCUUUGACAUUUCAGGCCUUUGUUUUGUUUUAUUUUAAAUAACCUUCGUAACUAUGCUUUCAAGGUAGGUUUUCAUCUUCUUCACCUAUUUGACACUGUCAGCAAUGAAUGCCAAGUAAUCAAUACUUCUGACCUAGGAUUUAUUUUGCAGCCCAAGAUUGGUGUUAAAAAUUUUCCCACACUGUAAUGGAUAAAACUCAGAUAGAAGAGAAGGAUAGAAAUGAAAACUGAGACUCUCAAGAUAUCAGCAAAUUAAAGUCUUGACUUCUUCCCUUCAUUCCUAAAUAUAUUGGAGGGUGGCAAUAGCACACCUGAUCUUUCCCAGAGGACCCCUCUCUGCUUCAUGAUGAAGAGCAAAGUUUGAGUCCAGCCCAGUGUUCCCAGCUCGCUCCCUUGGCAUCAGGAGGAGUGUCCAUGGUGUGGUUUGCAGGAGCUGCAGAGCAGCCUGUGGGUCUGGCUGUCAUCUUCUAAAUCCCUUACUUUUAGAGAGGGUGAUUGGAAUAGAAAACCAUACCUUCAAAUACUUGCUUUUGGUUGAGGAGGACUCAGAUGACACUUAAAAGCCACCUGAGUCUGUGUGGAAGAGCAGACAAACUGAGGAAGGUGCAGCUUGCAAGGAGAGCACCACUGUGUGUUUUCCUCCCCAGCUGCUCCUCAGCUCCAGAAGGACAGGCAAGUACAUUCUUGGAGGAUUAUUUUUCAUCCCCAAACUCUGUAGAUGAAAAGGUUUAUUAUGAGACUGGAUUGAUCUGGGUCUUUUUUGAGCAGGUAAAUGAUAAGAUUUUGAGUUACUCUAAGACACUCAUCUUCCAUUUCUGCUGGGACUUCAGAGAGGAAUUGUUCCCUUUGUACCACUUUGUACACCCUCCCAUCACCCUUCUGUAGGUUUCCACUUCUGUGUGUACCAGAGCUUUUGCAAGUGACAGUCUCUGCAGAUAUGGACAUUAAAAAAGCCACUGAUGUGGCUUAUUUUGAGAAUAAAGGCUGGAACUUUAAAAGAGGUGUGAGAUGUGUAUUUAUAUGUUGUAUUUAGUUUUGACACUGAACUGUGAUAUGUUCUUUUAAAUUUGACAGAAUUCCUCUGGUAUGGUAUAGUAUGGUAUAGCACUUGUAUGGUAACUGUUUUAUGCUUUUAAGAAUACAGAUGUGGUUGAAGCAGAGAUGAAGACUCAUAAUUCACAAUAUUUCCAAUUAAAACCACAGAAUUAAAUACAAACAUAAAAGGAUUUUUACCAUUAUCUCCUUGCUUGGUUGAAGGAUAAUGUAUUUGAAUAUAAAAUAGCAAAGGUUUUAAUAUCUCACUUUUUUCUGCUAAACCUCUUCAUAAGGUUGUGUGUCUCUAACAGAAAAAUAUCUGAGAGGCAAGAUGUUCUAAGAUGAGGUUAAAUGAAUGAAAGCCUUUUGGAUUUUCUGAAAAUUGUGAGGUUCACAAGCACUGUUACAUAUUUUACUAUGUCUUCAAAUCAGCAGGAGUGCAAGUCCUUAUCUUUGCAUAUAAUUUUGCGGUGAUUAAUAUUAAAUAUUGUGUGAUGUUUUAAGGAUCGUGGCCUCAACUAAUAAAUAUGGAGACACUGUGAAUUUCUGUGUUCUGUUUAAAGGAAUUAGACAUACAACAGCAGUUGCUCUGUCUCUGAGAAUGGUCCCCUGAAGUCCCAUCUGGGAUGCUCUCUGGGCAGAUGUCUUCACUCAGUGUCUGAAAUGACACCAGACACCGUUGUUUAAGCACAGAAUUAUUCCAGUUGUUUAUUGCUUGGCUGCUCCUCGUGUCUUACAGGGGCAGAGAGAUCCCAACCCUCAUUAGGCAGCCCUGGAGGUUUGCCCUGAGUGUGGAUCUGAGCUGUGGCUUCCUCCCAGCUGCUCCUGGAGCCGAAGCCUGCAAAGGGCCUGGUAGGAAGCAGCUGUUGAAAACUCUUUAAAAGCUUUCAAACAAACUUGCCCCAGAGAGCUCGUCCCCAGUUUGCUGUCGGUGCCUGUGCUGGUCCCUCCUCUCUCUGCAGAAGGACUUUGCUCACAGCCUUUCAUCUGCAACAGGGUACCAGAGACUUGCUUGUCCAAGUCUCUCUUCAGACAAAUUGCUCCAGGGAAGAGACCACGAACAGUUAAACAAGAUAAUCAUUAGUGGAAGCAUCUGUCUCAUCAUUCUGGAAAAGUAUUUAAAACAAAAGUCUUGAGGGAGAUUUGUCUGUGUUCUCCCAACUGUCUUCACUUCUGAGCUGCACCAGUAGGUACACAUUAAAUUUAUCUGUAUUCUGUGGAUUAAUACAGCAGAAUAACUGUGACUUUGAACCUCCCCACAAGCUUGAAGAUGUAUGUGAGAAGAGAGUCUGACUUAUAUCUCAAUAAAGAUAGGUAAAAAAAGAGCCCAAAAUUGAGAUCAGAAGUGAAAACACAAUUGCAGCUAAUCUGUAUUCAUUCUGUUCUGAGCAGGAAUCCCAAAACUUUGACAUUUUUUGUCAAAGAAAUGCUGGUACAGCAAAAAAAAAAAAAAAAAGAAAAGUGUAAUUAAUUGAAAUUCCUUGCCUCAGUUAUCAUUUAUUUAUUUGAUAUUGAAAUAAUCACUAAAGAGCUCUACAGGGUUGAUGUUAGAGAGCUGCCUGACUGUAUUCCUAAAUCUGAGUCAAGUCACAAUAAUUUCUAAUCAAUAAUGCCACAGUGUUAUAGCAGGACUGUAAUAAAGACUCAGUCAAGAAUUUGGCCGAUAGCUUUUCACUGCAGUACAUUCUUUAAAGCUAUCUAGCUACCUAAAGACACCUUUGAAAAUGUAGCUCUUUCAUUUUGGCAUUCUACCAAAAACUCAGGCACAUAGAUUCCUCUUGGAGGGGCCUCUGUCAGAAGGUCAGUAAAUUCAGUUUAUUUUAUAAUAAAGAACAUUUAGACAAGCUUUGUAUUAUUUUUUAGUUAUGGAAUGACAGUUUAGGGGAGACUUUCUUUAAAAGUUUUCCAGGGAAGGAUAGGACUUGUGGUUAGCAUUGUCAGUAUAAUUCUAAUACACUUCAGAAAUGCAUAUGUUAAUUUUAUAACUUCAUUUUACAUUAGUUUUAUGCAGCUGUUGUGAAACCUCAACAACAUCAACAUAACAGAUGUUUUUAGGUACCCCCUUUUCAAAGUUGACUUUGGAUUCAUAAAAGUAAAAAGGAGCUUUCAUAAUGUUGAUGUUAAUGGAUUAUUUUAAUUAGAAAUUCAGCAGGAUUGGUUUACUUUAAAGUACACCAAAUCAGUUACAGUAAAGAUUUCCACCAGCUCUUUGUUCUUCACACCACAGAAGGAGGAUCUGUUUCGGAUCCUUCCUUCAGUGCCAUUAUGUCUUCAUAAUUAAAUCUCUCACUGGACAAGUACUUGUGCUUACUUUACUGCAUCAUUAAAAUUCUCACCCUCCUUAGUCAGCAUGCUUCAGUGUUUGGUUUUUGGUUUGUUUGGUUGUUGGUUAUUUUUAUUUUUUUUUUUAUUUUUGUUUCUGUUUCUUCUUCUGUGAAUUUUGUUGCUCUGUUGUCAUCCCUCUUCCCUUUGGUAAAUUUUUGUUUUCCAGGGGCUCAUGUUGUGUUCAGAGCGUUCACUUUCCUCAUAUUUUGUGUUGCAGCUGCAGGGAAUAACCUUAAGGGACAGGCCUCUGAGAUUUCUGUCCUUUCCUCAUGUUAAUGUUAAGUUCUUCUGGGAAAGGAAUGGCUGGUGUUGGUUUUACUUCUGGUUUCCUCCUGAGUGCAGGUGACCCACGGCUGCUGUGAACAGGAACUGAAGAUAAAGUGUGUGUUUAUAGGUAGCAUUUUAAAACAGCUGCAAUUUCACUGCUGGACCAACCCUCUGAUUAGACAAGUGGAAAAGCUAUGAAGUAUACUCUGUAAUAAAUGUCAGAGCAAAGAAGAGCAAAGAACUGAAAAACACCCUAUUAGAGGCUAGCAAGAGCCAGGAAAUAAAAGAAGAACCUGUGUGAAAAAGCAAAAAAAAUUCAAGAGCAGAACAGAAGUUCAAGGGUGACAAAGAAAAGGAUCACAGCCCUUUUGGGCCGUGACAGUGGUAAUUUUUAUAUCCAACUCAGUGCAAAGCUGGAUUCCAAGCUGUGGUGUCAUUGUGGAGCAGAGACUCAGCAUGCCAGUGGCAUCCAUCAGCCUGGGGUCCUCACCUGGCAGUGCAGUCACACAGCAAGAGCCCUGCUUGCUGAGAUGGCAGCAAUGCUCUUCAUCAGUGUGGAGGGUGAUUGUCACCAUCUAUUAAAAAAAAUAUUAAGAGUUUGAACUUUCUCAACAUCAGGAAGUCUUGCUGAAAACAUUCUUCUGAAAUUGAUACUUCAAAAUGCAUUGACUUAUUUUCCAAAUGGACUUCAUAUAUUCCAAUGCAUUAGAAGGUAACAAUACAGCUCUCAAGUGAAUUUUUUGCUGUUGUCACACAUGGAGUCACAGUGGGCACACAUGUGGCCUCUGUGAUGGUGGGGUGUUAAUUUGAGAGUUAUCUGGAAGAACCCAACUUCGGAAGUGGUGACAAAUGGAAGUUCUUGGUGUUAUCUCUGACAGGCCCUCAAUGAGAGGGACAAAAGAGGCUUGGGAAUCAACACAACAAAGACUUCAGACUUCCAAUUUUGCCACAGAUUGGUAGAUAACAUCUUGGGCAUCAGCUGCCUUCUGCAGUUGGCCAGUCUGGUGGAACAGGGACAGUCAUCCUGAUUUAUCCGACGCCAACCAGCGCCGGGAUGGUUGGUUUAGAUUAUUGAUUUGUUGGUUUAGAUGGUUGAUUUAGAUUACUUAGAUUAUUCAGACAGCACUCACAGUGCUGGCCAAAUGCUGCUUAUUCAUGUUUUCCCCACUGCAACAAUAUAUUUUCAUCACUAAUAAUUAACUGCUAAUUACUGUUGCCGACUAUGAUAGUGGCAUUUACCACCUUAUUUUUAAUUUCAGUGCAGAUGCCUACUUAAAAGUUAUGUAAAUACAUGAAAUUACAGUACAUUUUCCUAAUGACCCUGCUAUGUCUGAGUUUGAUCCUAUUCAGUUGUGACUAAGGAACAGUAAAGAUCUCCCUUCUGUAGAGCCAUAGACAGUUUCUGUUGUAUUCUUGCCACUUAAAUCAUGAAAUGUAAAGAAGUCAUUCUAGGCAGGAUACAUCUGGGUUGAAGGACUGCUGAUGCCAAUUAUGCUUCGUACAUAAUAAUGCACAUUUUACCUAUUUGGAAAAAAAUUCACAUUUAUUUACUGUCAAACAGGUGUUAAACUUUACACUGGAUAUUAGUGAUGGGCUCAUUAUUAACAGGUUUACACAAAGGGAUGAAAAAAGCAGAAUUUUGUUGAAACAAUUUACAUUUCAUUAGAUUUUUUUAUCAUAAAAUAAAUUAAUUACUAAAUAUAGGCAGAAGGAAUAUGGAAGAGUAAUAGUUAUGUUUUAUUUAUUUUUUUUAAAGGACAGGCACCUUUUAUUCACGAGAAAGCUUGUGAGAAGUGUCCAGUGUCCCCCUUACCCCUUACCACCCAACCCUGAUUAAAGACUGAACAGGGAACUGAGUUACAAUCUUUGUUAGCUAUACCAAAUUUGUGCAAGGCUUGGCAUAAUUGGCUUCUAAAACAAUUUUCUCCCAAAAUUACGGUUUUUUUGGCAAUAAAAAUUCAAAAACUUAAGAAUAAAAACUAACUUGUCAAAGCAGAACACUGUUUACAGUGAAAAAUAAGUGAAAAUGGGUAGAAGUUGCAUUUUAAACAUACUACCGUACUAUGAACAGUGUAAGAAAAACAGCUUAUAACGUAUGUGCAACCAAGAGCUUUUCACAAUAUUUUCUUCAAACUCUUUAAAAUUAUUUUUUAAUGACAAUUAUAUUUCAGUUGGACACAAAUGUAUUUAUUUUACCCUAGCAAUAGAACAAAAUAUAAUUUCUUUAGCCAUUUUUUCAUGAGAACGGUUCAUUGUACAGUUGAGGAAAUAUAUGAAAUAAGGCCUGUGGCUUGAUUGCUAGUGGUUAGACAUGUAUUCAAUCUUUGCCCUAAUGGAAAAGAUUUGCAGUGAACUGCAAACUGAUGCAGAAUAUCUCUCCUGCUUUUGCAAGUCUUGUCAGGAAUAGUAAGGUACAGUAAAUUUGUCCCACAGGAUUUUAAAGCCUACGCCUUGUAUAUAAUACAAUGUAGGCCUAGGAAAAAAAACAUGGUGCAGCCAUAUUUACAAAUUUAGUUCACAAACUGCUGCAGUAAAAUGGCUGGAAAGUGUUUAUUUCUCUCUUUUUUUUUUUUUUUUCACAAUUUUGUUAAAUUCAGCAGCAGAAGAUAUCUUAAAUACCUUGUUGGUAUUUUUCUUUUCUUU
Messenger RNA from Pseudopipra pipra, 13590 nucleotides. RefSeq lists its product as uncharacterized. The transcript has 17 exons. The record is from RefSeq and is a predicted model, not a curated record. Bases 5932 to 6393 code for a protein of 153 amino acids. Lineage: Eukaryota; Metazoa; Chordata; Aves; Passeriformes; Pipridae.